Molecule: messenger RNA, 951 nt
Organism: Vicia faba (fava bean)
Lineage: Eukaryota; Viridiplantae; Streptophyta; Magnoliopsida; Fabales; Fabaceae
Source: the annotation of a GenBank genome assembly
AUGGAAGCGCUCGUAUGCAGAAAAUUGGGCGACCCAACGGCCCCCCUGGAAGCCGAUAACAGCUCAAUCUUCGUAUCCAUUCUCGGCAAGUAUCAGGAGAAACCACCUUUGCCAUUCAUUCCUGGAUCCGAUUUUUCAGGCAUCGUUGAUUCCGUUGGCCCCAAAGUUACCAAUUUCCGUGUUGGAGAUCCUGUUUGUUCCGUCGCCGCUCUUGGAUCGUACGCUCAGUAUAUAGUUGUUGAUCAGAACGACUUGUUUCGCGUGCCGGAAGGUUGUGAUUUGGUUGCUGCUGGAGCACUUGCUGUGGCAUUUGGGACUUCUCAUGUUGCGCUAUCUCAUAGAGCUCAGUUGAAGUCUGGUCAGGUAUUGUUGGUUUUGGGUGCAGCAGGAGGUGUGGGUCUUGCAGCUGUGCAAAUUGGGAAAGCAUGUGGAGCCGUUGUCAUUGCUGUUGCUAGGGGAGAUGAAAAGGUGCAGCUCUUGAAAUCACUUGGUGUUGAUCAUGUGGUGGAUUUGGGUCAUGAAAAUGUCAUUGAGAGUGUCAAAGAGUUCCUCAAGGUCAGAAGGCUUAAAGGGGUUGAUGUCCUGUAUGACCCAGUUGGAGGCAAGCUUACCAAAGAAUCUUUGAAGGUUCUGAAAUGGGGAGCUCACAUUCUAAUAAUUGGGUUUGCAAGUGGAGAAAUUCCUGUCAUCCCUGCUAACAUAGCUCUUGUUAAGAAUUGGACAGUACACGGGCUUUAUUGGGGUAGUUAUAAAAUACACCGCCCAGCUGUUCUUGAAGAUUCUAUCAAGGAGCUACUGUCUUGGUUGGCAAAAGGCUUGAUUUCCAUUCACAUUUCUCAUUCUUACAGCUUGUCAGAGGCCAACCUUGCCUUCUCAGCCAUCAAAGAAAGGAAAGUUAUCGGGAAAGUGAUGCUUGUAUUUGAUGAGAAAACUACAAGAUCUAAGCUAUGA